Molecule: messenger RNA, 1021 nt
Organism: Liolophura sinensis
Lineage: Eukaryota; Metazoa; Mollusca; Polyplacophora; Chitonida; Chitonidae
Product: microsomal glutathione S-transferase 1-like
Exons: 3
Coding region: 124-564 (146 amino acids)
Cellular component (GO): membrane
Source: RefSeq, a predicted model, not a curated record
CCGGAUACCUAGGUUCAUGGUUGAACUGUGUAUGUGAAUAGCCGUAGUAGACCUAUUGUGUUUGUAAGGCAUACCCGGGAGCCGUCAGUCCCGUACAUUGGCCUAUUUACAGCAUCCAGCAACAUGACGAGUGAUUUCAGCUUUAAGAACCCGGUGUUCGCGCAGUUCGCUUUUUACGCUGGUAUCGUGAUACUCAAGACUCUGGCAAUGAGUCUGGCUACCGCCUAUCACAGGAUAACGAAAAAGGUUUUCAUCAAUCCCGAGGAUAACCCUGGUGGAAAGGUUACCCCUAAUGACCCAGACGUUGAGAGGAUCAGACGGUGUCAUCUAAAUGACCUUGAGAACGUUGUGCCUUUUGUGCUGAUUGGCGGAUUGUACGUCCUGACAGGACCUAGUGCGCAUGCCGCUGCUCUACACUUCCGCAUUUUCGCCGCCGCCCGGAUAUUCCACACGAUAUCCUAUCUCUUCGCUCUGCCUCAGCCGUGCCGAGCUUUGUCGUUUGUUGUGGGAUAUAUGGCUACAGCCUCCAUGGCUGUAAACGUCAUAAGAUCAGGCGUGAUGUAAUUUGUGACGUAUACGAUUGCUAAUAGUAAGGUCGUACUGUUGUACAUUUCUCUAUUUUUUGUUUGUGUGACUGUAUACGUAUAAUGACGAGAGUAGUAAGAGUAGCAGUCACGUGGUAGAGUAAAGUCAGUUCAUAGAAGAAUGUGAUUUUCACAAUGAACAUCUGAAGAGCCAGCAGCACCCGAUUAUUUUAUAAUCUCCAUUAUAAGACGAGAGCUGUGUGCAAAGUAGUCUGGUACAAUCCCAUAUUGUGUAGCAUUUCAUGCUGUCCGGCUAGCUGAAGAGGACCCGUGAAAAAGUUCAAAAUACGACAAGAACAACAACAACAUAGAUAUGUUUUACGAUGAUGGCGUCCGUGAGUUUUAAUUAGCUCACUGGCACAUAUAUGAAGUCUGUUCAGAUUUCUUUCUGAUCCACAAAGUAAAAUCAAUCCGAAAACCCGAAUCCCGUUCUACAA